Perkinsus marinus ATCC 50983 is the source of this 903-nucleotide messenger RNA. RefSeq names its product Serine carboxypeptidase, putative. NCBI's taxonomy places the organism in Eukaryota, Perkinsozoa, Perkinsida, Perkinsidae. The record is from RefSeq and is a predicted model, not a curated record. Gene Ontology annotation, biological process: proteolysis. The transcript is spliced from 9 exons. The coding region runs from base 1 to 903 and encodes 300 amino acids. Gene Ontology annotation, molecular function: serine-type carboxypeptidase activity.
AUGGUCUUGGUUGCUGCGAAAAGUGCCUCAAGCCCCCCACGCAGACAAUCUAAGACUGGUGCAGUCCUGUGUCCCAGUGGCACUGGUAAACAGGAAUAUGGAUACAUCGAAGUCAGUCAACUCCACAGGUUAUUCUACACUUCCAUACAGGCCGAUGGGAACCCCACGACGGCACCGACUUUCUUAUUCAUCCGAGGUGGACCUGGUGAAAGCAGCAUAGGGUCUGCGCUGCAGGUGAACGGUCCAUGCAUCAUGGAUCUCGUUACCAAGAGGCUGAUCAAGAACGAGUUUUCCUGGACGAGGCGAGUUAAUGGUAUCUGGGUUGAUGCACCGGUACCUACGGGGUUCAGCAUAGGACCUGUGGAGAGUGGAUGGGAGAACUUAAUUCAGGACUUGAUUGACUUCGUCAACGAGUUCUUCAAGCAACAUCCAAAUCUCAACCGCGACGUGCAUUUCGUCGGCACUUCAGCAUCGGCCUCGAUGGUGGUCGAGGUGGCAUCGCGGAUAAUCAAGUCUCCAUCGGUCUCCAUCAACAAUCUAGUGGGAUUGAUGAUAUUUUCUGGAGUUGUGGGACCACAGGCUGUUUACCGAGGGUGUCUGCAAAUGGCGAACGAUCGACAACUGCUACCUCAAAAGACCUAUGACAUUCGCGUAGCACCAGGAAAGGAGAGCACACUUUUCAAGUUACAUGCUGGGAAGAUCGAUGGAUUCCUCAAUACUAAGUCUGUGCAAGAUGCGUUGGGGGUUUCCAAAGUGUGGAAGGAGAUAAGCGAGGAGGUCUUUGAUGUAUUUGGUGAAUAUGUUGCUUAUGACACAACCUACCAAGUGACUAAUCUCCUCGAUGCAGGACUGAAAGUGAGUAAUCUGGAUAUGCCCGAUACUAAGCAUCAGAUUUUGCCAUAG